This is a messenger RNA of Parastagonospora nodorum SN15, 546 nucleotides long. RefSeq lists its product as hypothetical. Lineage: Eukaryota; Fungi; Ascomycota; Dothideomycetes; Pleosporales; Phaeosphaeriaceae. The transcript is spliced from 2 exons. Gene Ontology annotation, molecular function: oxidoreductase activity. The coding region runs from base 1 to 546 and encodes 181 amino acids. The record is from RefSeq and is a predicted model, not a curated record.
AUGCCUGACCCUCCCACCCUAACAUCCCUCCUCACCACCCGCCACUCAACCCGCGCCUUCCACCCCACCCCCAUCCCCCGCGCGCUCCUCGAAUCCACCCUCGCCCUCGCCCACCUCUCCCCCAGCAACUCCAACCUGCAACCCUGGCGCAUCAAGAUCCUCACCGGCGCCGCCCUCACGCGUCUCAGCACCGCGCUCGCCGCCGCCAAAUCCGCAAACCUCCCGCCUUCAACAGCGCUGAUACCACCGUCCUACCGGCAUCAUCGCUCGGCGCUGGGCAAACAGUUGUACGGGCCGCAGGGAUAUGAUGUAGCGAGGGAGGACGAAGAAGGCAUGCGGGCGGCGCAGUUGCGGAAUUAUCGCUUCUUCGACGCGCCGUGCGGGGUGGUUGUUUACAUGGAAAGUUGUCUGGCGCAGAUCGAUGUGUUGAGCGUGGGGAUAAGGAGUUGGGUUUGGGGGAUGAAGGUGGAGGUUUUGGUGGGCGUGGCGGUGGGGUAUGAGGAUGGGGAGGAGGGGAUUAAUGGGGGUGAGAACGGGAAGGGAUAA